Messenger RNA from Ascochyta rabiei, 468 nucleotides. RefSeq lists its product as uncharacterized. The record is from RefSeq and is a predicted model, not a curated record. The transcript is spliced from 2 exons. Lineage: Eukaryota; Fungi; Ascomycota; Dothideomycetes; Pleosporales; Didymellaceae. The coding region runs from base 1 to 468 and encodes 155 amino acids.
AUGCUGAUCGACUUCGAGCGCGCAUUCGUCUUUCUGUCGACAGUCAGCCUCCCGCGACUUCUGUCAUCACCUACACUCGCCAACAUGGACAGCCUUGACACCCCCUUUAUAAUCGAGCUAAACGGCUCGCCUAUCGCAAGCGUAGGCAACAGCGUUGAAGACAGGAUUCAAGCAAAAAUUGGAUCUGAAGCAGCUGUCUUCACCCUCCAGGACGGCCGUUUGCGACAAGGAGACUGGAUAUUGGGAAGGAAUUCGACAGAGAAUAGAAGCAUGCUGCCGAAGGAAAUUUAUUGGUUUAAGUCCAGCGCGGAUGGUGAGAAGAAAGUGUCACCCGUCGCCGCUCAUCAAGAUGGCGACUCCAUUCUGCUCAAGUUCAAUGGCUCCUCAUUGAUGCUGGACGAUGAUAGAAUAUUUGCAGACCUUCUAGGAGAUGACCAGACAAAGGUUGUGGUGAAGCUGCAAUCUUAA